Molecule: messenger RNA, 519 nt
Organism: Purpureocillium lilacinum
Lineage: Eukaryota; Fungi; Ascomycota; Sordariomycetes; Hypocreales; Ophiocordycipitaceae
Source: RefSeq, a predicted model, not a curated record
AUGACGAUGCUGAUGUUGUUGUUGGUAGUGGCGUUGUUGGGGACGCUGCUGAUGUUGACGAUGACGAUGGCGGGUCUCGCGUGUACAUGGCCGUCGUCGCGAGGCGGCGCAUGCAGUCAGUUCGUUGGGCAGCGGGAAGCAAUCCCCUUUUCUUCUUGCAUGCAGCUCCUUCUGCACAGGCGCGAACAAAAGAGGGGGAAGGAGUGUGCAGAUUGCAGCAGUUGUGUGAACGAAUACGGCAAUAUUUGGGUAGGGAGAGUUCCCAGCAACGGGCGAGGGUUGAUGUCACCAGUCACCACCCAGUCGUUGUACAGCGCGCGCCCGCGCGUUGAGGGUCAACAAAUUCGGGACGGCACAUGCUCCGGCGCGGAGGGUAUUGGCUGGGCGGUGGAGCUGCUGCUGGUGCUUGCUGGUGCUUGUGCUGCUGCUGUGCGGUGGGUGGGUGGCGUCUUUGCAUGUGAUUGUGUCUCUCUCCUGCUCUGUCCGCUCCCUGUUCUGUCUUUGUGUGGCGGACAUUGA